CGCUCCCGGAAGGUCGCGGGGCGGGUUCUGGUUCUGGUUCCGGGCGAUGGCGGCGGAGGGGCCGCGCACGGCGCUGGGAGCGGGGCCGAGCUGCGCCGCCGCCCCGCAGUGAGAGACGCGGCGGAGCGGGUGCGAUGAGCAGCCGGCGCUGAGCCAGCGGAGAUGGACGCGGAGGCCACCAUCCCCGUCUGGCAGAACAAGCCCCAUGGCUCAGCUCGCAGCGUGGUCAGGAUGAUCGGCUCCAACCUCCCUCUGAAACCCUGUCCCAGGGCCACCUUCGAGGUUCUGCCAAGUGUCUCAGAUCUGUACUUGAAUGAUGUGCCCCCCGUGCCCACCUUGGCUGACAUCGUGUGGAUCGCAGCGGAUGAUGAGGAGACCUACGCCAGGGUCAGAAGUGACACUCGCCCGCUGAAGCACAAGUGGAAGCCGAGUCCCUUCACGGUGAUCCAGAGAAACGCCUCAGUGCCCAACCUGAGGAAGCAGGAGGAGAAGCUGCUGGCCCUGAAGAAGCCUGGCUUGCCAGCCCUGAGCCGAACCACAGAGCUCCAGGAUGAGCUGAGUCACCUCCGGAGCCAGAUCGCAAAGAUCGUGGCUGCAGAGUCAGCCUCUGCCCAGAUGACACCAGAUCUGUUAUCUCCAGGAAGCUCAAAUGCCUCUUCUCCUGUACAUUGUUUUGGACCCUCUUUCCAGUCCACCACGUCCUUUGUGAUCAGCGACAUCACGGAGGAGGAGGCCGAGCUGGAGAGCCCCGAGCUGCCCUCGGUGUCCGUGCUCUGCUCCGCCGCCUCCGAGAGCUGCCGGCCGGAGCCGAAGGACCCCGACGACGACGACUCCGUGUCCCUUUCCAAGGCCAGCAGCUUUGCUGACAUGAUGGGAAUUCUCAAAGACAUUCAUAGGAUGAAGCAGAGCAAGGACUUGAACCGCCCUUCCAUGAAGGAGGAGGACCCGGCCGUGCUCAUCGCAGAGGUCCUGAGAAGGAAAUUUGCCCUGAAGAAUGAAGACCUGGCCCUGAAGGAGAAGUGAUGCUGCUGGCACUCAGCUCUGUAAGCAAAAGUGUUUAUGCUCCCAAAAUCUCCUCCACAGUAGCUGCCUUCUCCUAAGGAUCGAGCCUUUCGCCUCUUUUAUUAAUCAGACAUGGUUUGUGCACCGGACACUUAAUUAGGAAAGACCCUUCGGGUUUGAUGUGUUUUCCAUGUGUUGUUCUAUUUAAGAAAAACCUUUUUAAGAAGAUGGAAGCUCUUUUCCACCUGUGUUUUGCUGUUGGUGAUUGAUGAGGAUCUCCUGGAGUGCUGCUGGAUGAAGUUCUUUCUACCUACACUUUUCCUUAGGUUCCAACUGAGCAUUAACCUGUGAGGAUAGAACCAGUUCCCAUUUCCAGUAUGGACAGGACAAACCUCCAGCCCUUUGUCCUGAGUACGGUACAGAGCUGCUGAGAAUGAGCUCGUGAAUGCUUCCAGCUCUCCAGGGCUUUGGGGACUGUUGGAUCAUGGUGGGAAAAGGCGUUUUUCCCGAAAAUCCCGGGAAAAACUUGGGUCUGAGGGAUUUUGUGUGCCCUGGGUGUUUCUUAUCUCACAGAUCAGCCCACAGUUGCAUGACAGAAUGGCCUUAAUUUCUUGGCAGUAAUUUAAUGUUCCAUUACCAGUCCUUGUACCCCAAACCUGUGUUUUAUUUAGCCUCCAAAGGUCUAUUUAUUGACGCACCAAUGCAAAGGGCCGAGCACCCCAACCAGACCAGGGAAGGAGGAGCUUGGCCUUGGCUGUGGCUGCAGUUCCUCCUCACUCGGAGAGGUUCCCCUCAGCUCCACGUUCCCUGCAGUUCCCUCAUGGCUGUAUUUAAAGUUUGAUUUUUUUCCUUUAUAUAAAAUGGAGCCUUAAUAAGA
Corvus hawaiiensis (hawaiian crow) is the source of this 1879-nucleotide messenger RNA. It is a transcript of the gene MTFR1L, whose product is annotated as mitochondrial fission regulator 1 like. Bases 163 to 1023 code for a protein of 286 amino acids. Gene Ontology annotation, cellular component: mitochondrion. Gene Ontology annotation, biological process: aerobic respiration; mitochondrial fission. The record is from RefSeq and is a predicted model, not a curated record. The transcript is spliced from 7 exons. NCBI's taxonomy places the organism in Eukaryota, Metazoa, Chordata, Aves, Passeriformes, Corvidae.